Suillus paluster is the source of this 507-nucleotide messenger RNA. RefSeq names its product DUF1242-domain-containing protein. The coding region runs from base 284 to 499 and encodes 71 amino acids. Gene Ontology annotation, biological process: protein secretion; intracellular transport. NCBI's taxonomy places the organism in Eukaryota, Fungi, Basidiomycota, Agaricomycetes, Boletales, Suillaceae. The transcript is spliced from 5 exons. The record is from RefSeq and is a predicted model, not a curated record.
AAGCGGGGAUCCUUUGACAACGCCAGACUUGGAUGUGAUGAAGCACUAAGACUGUGAAUGCUUGAUGAUAGUGCCUGACUGAGUGUGAAUGCAUGAAGAGACCGGCGCGCGCUUGACUCCAUAUCUCAUUGAAGUUUGGAAAACACUGGAUUCUGGAAUCUCGAAGUAGUUAGCAGCAGGCGUAGCUGAUGUGCACUCAUCGAGUCACCGUUUGUCGCGGAGGGUCACGGCACUUGCCGCGGUAGUUCACUCGCUUAGUCAACUGCAGGCCAUCGCUUUCCCUAUGUCGGCACUAUUCAACUUUCAAUCCCUGCUUUUGGUCAUCUUGUUGAUGAUCUGCACUUGCACUUAUGUUCGCGCAGUUGCCCCGCGUCUGGUCGAUAGAAACAAGGAAGGAUUCCUCGGACUGUUCUUUAUGUCUGCGCGGAUAGGAGAACGCCUCUCCCCAUACGUCGCAUUAGCAUGCGUAGCCAUGGCAGUUACAAUGAUCGUACAGUAAUCAUACAG